GCAGGGGUGGGGAGGAGGACGCAGGAGGCGAUCCUCCUCGGAGGCCGCCGCUGCUGCGCGCGUCUUCCUGGAAGAGGUGCCCCGUCCCGGUGGUGGCACGCGCGCGCCCAGACGGCGAAGGUGGCGCCCGCGAUAAGGCGGUCCCUAUCGGGACCUCGCAGGCAGCAACAGCCGCCGACGGCGAGGAGGAGCUGCCGGGGGAGACGCAGCGGGCACAUCCCCAACGCCGAGAAGGGAGGGAAGGAGAGCGGGCGGCGUAAAGGCACCGGCGCCCGCGAAGCCGCGCUGGACGCGCACCAGAGGCUCGACAGCUUGGCUGCCCGGGCGGACGGACGGACGCCGCGGCAGAAGCCCACCCGCCGCUCAGGUGCGAUCCCUGGAGGAGAUGUAGCAAAGAGGCAACAGACCUGCUAACCAGGAACCAUGUCGGUGAAACUCACAUUUGACUCCCCUGCCGAUGGGGGAAGGAUCAGCAGGAGCUGCUCCUUUGCUGGGUUCAGCAAUGCGCAGAGCCGAAAAUUAGUGAAGUCUCUCAGCAAAGGUUCUACGAGGUCCAAAAUGUCAGUGAAAUCUGCCAAGACCUAUCCCUCUCUGCAGAAAGAGAUGGUCAUCUGGGAUCCCAAGCCACAACAAGUGAAGAAAGUUUUUGAAGCUUUGAAGAAAGGACUCCAUGAAUAUCUGCAAAUGCAUCAGGCCGAGCUGGAUUACCUCUCCGAAUGCCACAAAGAUACAAGAAGAAACUCCAGGCUGGCUUUCUACUAUGAUUUGGAUAAGCAAAUCCGCUCUGUUGAAAGGUAUAUCAGGAAACUGGAAUUUCAUAUAAGCAAGGUAGAUGAAUUAUAUGAAGCUUACAGCAUCCAGUGCAGACUGCGGGAUGGUGCUUCAAACAUGAAACAUGCCUUUUCCUUGUCCCCUUCCACAAAAGCAUCCAGAGAGAGCCUGGUGGAACUUUAUAAAAACCUUCAAGAAUGCACAGAGGAUAUGUGUCUGAUAGAGGGUACCCUCGAAGUGCAUUUGGGAGAGUUUCAUCUGAAGAUGAAAGGGUUAGUGGGAUAUGCACGUCUCUGCCCAGGGGACCAGUAUGAGGUGUUUGUACGGCUGGGGCGCCAAAAGUGGAAACUGAAAGGCCGAAUUCUGACCGACGACAGUCAAACUUGGGAUGAGGAGGAAAAAGUUUUCAUACCCAACCUCCACGAGAAGUUUGAAAUCAAGGUCACAGAACUGCGGGGACUUAGCACCCUGUUGGUUGGCAUGGUGACAUGUGACGGCAUCGACUUCUUCACAACCCGGCCUCAAGCCAUCAUUGUGGAUAUAACUGAACUGGGCACCAUCAAACUGCAACUGGAGGUCCUCUGGAACCCUUUUGACACUGAAAGUCUCGUCUUGUCUCCUGGAUCUGCCUCCAAGUUUUCUAUGGGGAGCAGGAAGAACUCCAUAUACAGCUGGACCCCACCAAACACCCCCAGCUUCCGAGAGAAAUAUUACCUUUCUGUUUUGCAGCAAGGGAAAAAACCAGCAGACAUCAGGGACGAGGCCCGAGAUCCCUGCAUCCUGAGCUACUUGGCCGACUGCGAUUUCGACAUGAGUCUGAGGAGCACCAGCCACAGCCUUACGGAGACGACGGAAGGCAGCUCGUUCAGCUCAGAGGACCCGAAAGGGGCAGAAAGCAGGAACGUGACGCCACCUUCGAAUCAGAGGGUGCUGCCCAUGCCACUGACUAUCCUGCAAGAUGCUUGUGUGGCAGGAGAGCAUCAGGACCUUCUGCUGUGCCAAACUCCCAGCCGCAGGACUCUAGACAUCCUGCAAGAGACGACCCAUGCUGACCCUGCUCUCGCCAUACCAUCGCGCCCGCUGGAUCAGGAGAAAGGCGGGAGCAAGUCCACCGUCCGGGACAGGAGUCACUAUUUAGUACAGCAAAGGAAGGUCCUCUCUGCUGGUCGAAGAGGAUCGAAAGGCAAUUCUGAUGCCAGAAGUGGUAGAAGGACUAAGUUGAUUGAGAAGACUCUUCAGGAAGUGUUGCUUUUGUUGAAAUCCCAGCAUCCGAGCCCUAUCCAAUUGGAGGAAUUGGAAUACCAGCUUUUCUGCAUCCGGGGCAAAUUAAAGCCGAAAAAGUACCACCUGAAACAUUCCUCUGUGGAGAGCUUGAUGGUUGAGACAGUGCUGGAAAGCUUUGACUUCCUCAACGCUGACGGCAGUGCAGAUGAACUGUCAUCCCUCGGGAGUGUAAGGACCCGCAGUACCAGCACCAGCAGCUACAACAAACCCGCACUUCCAUCCCUGGGCUAUGAUACCAAAAGAGAAAAGAAGGAGUUAACCACGGGCAGUGAUGACCUAGAUACACUUCUGGAAGUUCAUCUGCAGUUCUGCAGAGCUCUUCUGCAGAAACUUGUCCUGCCAAACUUAGCUCCAAUUGUCCAGCAGAGCCUUUUGGAAGAGGUGUCACAACAGAAACACGUUCUGGAGAUCAUCUCUGCUCUGGCUGCUCCUGUGCCGCGAAACCUGACUUCUGUGGAAGAGAUCAUUCAAAAAGCUAAAAAGCAGAAGCGCUGCCUGAAGAUUUGGAGUGAGUGCACUGAGCGGGGGAGCAUUUUAUUCUGUCCGGCGGAGAGAUUUUGGAACCCUUUGAAAUACAUACUGAUGUUCAAAACGAAAGAGAACUAUCAAGGACACAUAGAAAAAGUUUUGCAGGUGUUCCUGGAGCAGAUCGUUGGAGGCAGCCUGCUCUUUCCCUCGACGGAUCUCCCAGCUGAAUCAGUGACAUUAUUCCAGUUUUAUAGCUACCUGGAGAAGCACCAUGUGAACAAUCUGGAAAAACACCUGGCCAGAUUUGCUAAAGAAGUAAUGCUGACUGAGGACCUGCAGCGUCCUGGGAGAAUGAAGAAAAUAAAGAAACUGAAAGGGAAGCGACUCAGCCGACUACAGCCCCUUCCACAGACCUUACAGCUCCUUGCCGUCCUGCAGCUUGAUGAAAACCAUCGUGUGGGCAAGGCAGCCAUGUUGUGUCUCUCUCGGGCGGCAGCUGAUAGGAAUUUCAGGGAAAAGGCUCUGCUUUUUUACACAGAUGCCUUAAGUAACGAUGAUGCGAAAUUACAGCAAGCCGCAUGUCUGGCCCUCAAAAACCUCAGAGGUGUGGAAAGCAUAGAGCAAAUUGCCAGACUGUGUCUAUCAGAAUCGGAGGAAGUGCGGAACGCCGCCAGAGAAACGACUCUUUCAUUUGGUGACAAAGGAAGGCUGGCUUUUGAGAAAAUGGACAAGAUCUGUUGUGAGCUGAGGGAUAUGAUGUACCAAGAAGCUGAAAUAGAAAUCACAGUAUUUUAAGCAGUGCCUUCGAGGGGGAGGCCAGAUAAUCUUGCACCAUCUGCAAUUCGGCUACAAGAGUGCAGAGGAAAGCAC
Lacerta agilis (Sand lizard) is the source of this 3393-nucleotide messenger RNA. RefSeq names its product RIPOR family member 3 (gene RIPOR3). Lineage: Eukaryota; Metazoa; Chordata; Lepidosauria; Squamata; Lacertidae. The record is from RefSeq and is a predicted model, not a curated record. The coding region runs from base 424 to 3318 and encodes 964 amino acids. The transcript is spliced from 22 exons.